Exserohilum turcica Et28A is the source of this 3462-nucleotide messenger RNA. RefSeq lists its product as uncharacterized. The record is from RefSeq and is a predicted model, not a curated record. Lineage: Eukaryota; Fungi; Ascomycota; Dothideomycetes; Pleosporales; Pleosporaceae. Bases 1 to 3462 code for a protein of 1153 amino acids. The transcript has 5 exons.
AUGCUGUCCAAGCAGUUUCUCUCUUGGCCCAAACGCCAGGCUGGCCCUGAGCCACCUAAUCGAGAGACCCCUACGUUCAGAGCCGAGAAACGGCGCCCGUCGAGACUUGCAAUCGUCCAGGCAGACGACAACUACGAGCCGAGUCCAACCGCCUCGCACUACGAUGUCGCUCUCGCUAGUGCAGUCAAUAACCUCCAGACCGCCAUCAACGACAUACAGCGCUCGCCGGCGUCGGCCGUUACUACUUUUUCAAGAGCUAGUUCCUUUAUCAAUAAACACAAACCCCUUCCUUACCGGCCCAGAUCCGCCUCCAUCUUCUUGGCUACAGAAUUACCCGCUGAGGUGCCUGACUUUAUCGUGUCGGAAAGUCAAUCUCAGUCACUAUGUCCGACUCCCGCGUCCGCGAGGUCGUCAGUCCGCAUCUCUCGGCAUGGGAGCCAUAUUCGCAAAAAGGCUCUCGACUAUGGCAAAACCCCUCCACCCGUCAGCAACUCGGUCAUGACGACAUUGGCUCACGCCCGCAGCGUUCCAGAAUUGAGGUUGCAACACAGCGGAGUGAGGACAUAUCCCCCCAACGACACCCCUGCUCCCCCUCACUCCCAUCUACCAGGUGCGCAGCAAAACAGUUCAUCUGCCGAACACGGCUUUUGGACACACCCAAGGGUGGACUUGGCGGAAUCAUUUCCCUACGUUGCUGGAAACGACUCCAGUAAUAAAGAUAACAGAUCUGAAGCUGGCCAAGUGCGGCUUGAUGCCGCAAAGGAUCACUACCUAGCUCCACGGCCGAUUGAGAGGAUGCCUUCCGGUCGAAAGGCAGAAAGGCGCCUGGAUGCCUCAGAAGUGCCGUCGUCUAGAUACAGCCUGUUUACGCCACCCGACAACCCUACCUACGAAUUGGAGUCACCAGGUCACCACCAAACCAGGCCACCACUGCAAGCCAAGGUUGCUAGUCUUAGGGUAGCACCUGAAGCGCGCGCUAACACCCUUGUACGUUCAAAUUCCUUGGGAGUAGCUUCCCUCAGGAAUCAAGUACGACUCUUCAGAAAACAAUUUGCAUCGACGAAUCCGCAAGACACGUCAAGCUGUGACUAUCGGUCUGGAGGGAGUGAGACCGAAUUGUCGCGUACGGCAACCUGCGAGGGUGAGAAAAAGACUUCAAGAAGCCCUGCGCCUGCCGACUUGACGCCUUUUCGAGUUGAGUUGACCGACCGGCAACCUUCAUUCGAGUAUUCGCAAACCAACCCCGAGAUGGAUAACUUGAAACGCAAGCUUUGUACCGCUCGAAAGCAAGAAACAGCAGCUCCGAAUCUGCUGCAAGAGCUCAACUUAUACAUACAGAACAAUGCUGCCCUCCAGAAGCAGAUUGAGUCGCUCAUGGCCAAGCUAAAUGAAUCAAAAAAGAAUGAGCGAGAUCUGAGAAAUACGCUCGGAAUGACGGAGAUGAAAAGCGCCGAAUGGGAGGACAAGGCCAGGCAUACCGACAAGCUUGCAGAGAGCGUCCACGGCCUGCAGAAUACGAUUGCUAAUCUGGAAAACCGCCUGGAAGUCGCUAAUGCUAAGCGCUUGGAUGCCGAGGAACAGCUCUCAAACUUGAGGGACCAGAAGUCGCCGUUUGACCUCACUGUACCCAAGCUCCAACUACCAUUGGAUCUGACACUGUCAGCCUUCGAUUCCAAGGUCAGCACUAGCGCUGUCAUUUCGAGUACGCCCGAUGGCACACAAACAGACUCGACGCUAGCUGCAUUAGCUAUGCAAAUUGAGCAACUCGAGUCCCAAGCUAGGGACAAGGAUGCAUACAUCGCUGAGUUGGAGAAAAACAAUGAUCUGCUGCAACAUAAAUACGAGCUGCUCGAACAGGAGCACCAAAAAGCCGCAGCCCAAUCGGACCUUCAAUACGAGCUUUUGCAAGAUUCACGCGGCAGAGACAGGCUCAUUGAACAACUCCGGAAUGCAGUUAUUGACCGCGAAUCAACAAUCAUGCAGAAUGAGGAGACCAUCCAAUCAUUAAGGAAGCAGCUAGAGUACCAUAAGCUCCUGCUGCAGGCCGAGAUCCGACGGCAUGCGGUAAUUGAGCUCUACGCUGAUGAGGGAGAGGACCCCCUUCCAGAACUUACUGCCCUCACCAAGAAAGAGGACAUUGACUCUUGGAUGAACAAGCUUCAUGAGCGCCUGAAAAAUGAACAAUCCGAGAGCGAGGUCAAACCUGCUGUCGACCCACACGAAGCCCAGAUCCAAAAUCUCCGCCAAGAGAUUGAUUUCUACGUCCGCGAAAUCAUACUGUUCAAGCUCGAUAUCAAGGGGUACAGAAGCGAUAUUCGCAAACUGAAGAGGAUGACUACACAGUUACGCAGCUCGGAAGUACCAAGUGAUGUCUCUCACUUGAGAACACUGGCUACACCAUCGACACCCGAAGUUGAUGAAGAGGCCCCCAGCCAUGCUGAUGCAACCCCCUCUGGUCGAGAAGUAGAAAAGCCACUUGGGCUACAGAUUCCUAAGAUUUCGCUGAAUUCGCCACACAACACCUCGUAUGAGCCUGAGGCUGGUCGUAUCGACUCUGCUGUCUCAACCGCUCCCAACACGCCUCCGGUUUCAGAAACUCCAAAACUUUCGCGCGUCUCGAGUGUCACUGGAAAGCGUCGCGACUUCGUCAAGGACUUUCCACCGCGACCUUUGCAUACUAUACAGGAGGUUCUACAAUACCAUAAGCGUGGCAUGAGUGAAACCAUACUCGAGGUUUAUCAACACCCUGUCGCAACUGAUGAAGCUACAACAUUAGAAGAUGACACAACAAUGGCCAAGUGGAAAGCCAUGGGUCACAAGGGACGAUCGGCAUCUACAUCAGAUGCGCCCCGGUGGCCUCCACGUUCACAAAACAGCGUGCCUCACCUUCCAGCAAGGUCUCAUUCCGUAAGCGAUGCAGUAUCAACACCGCUAUCCGACAAUGACACUCGUGGGAGCGCAACGGAGUCUUCUGAAUCCUCGUUGCGUGACUCGGUCGCCUCUCAUGCAUCGUCUGUCGUGUCAACUGCAAGCGAUUACUUUGCGCAGUCUGAGUUUUCAUCCGAUUACAAGCCUAACAAAGUUUCGGCACCACGUAUAUCUUUUGACGUAGCCUUGGGGCCGCUACAAAUACCAGGCCUUGUUGGGCCGGCUCCUGUGGUGCUGUCAACAGGCUGCUCAAUUACCCGCAACAUGCCGCUAAGCACGGCACCACAACCGACUUCUCAGAUGGGUAUCGGUGGAACCAUGGCCUCAUCCACACCUGUGACGUCACCAGUCUCGAAAGACAAAGUACCGGAAGACGUCUUUCCUCCAAAACGCGACUCAAACCAGAGGACCCCAUCGAUAUCCCAGGCUGGGACUUCACAGACCUCUGUUGUGUCUGGCCAGGAGGAAACAGAAUCCACUGGCCGGCUUAGUGCGACACCUCGCCCUGAGAUUACGGCCUCUGAUAGCGCCUAG